UCACUCUAUAGAGAAUAUAUUAGCAAAGCAAAGGAAAUUCUCCCAUUUACACACUUGCCAGGCAGGCCAAAUUAAAAUAAUAGAAAUUCAAAGUACCCAAUACCAAAAUGAGUGAGCAUCCAGUGCCCUCCAAAAACACCUCCGAUAGGGCCAUUCCGCUGGGCAGCUCCUUCUUCGAUGUGCUAUGGCCGUUGAUCCUGGACGAGAACGUCUGCCGCAUUGAGAGCAAGGCGGAGGAGAACUUCGUGCCCAAGGAGCCCUUCAAUCGACUGGAGUGGCACACCUACCUGGCCCAGGUGGGCUAUCCAUUCUACAUGCCGCCACACGAGCUGCGAUGCUGUGAAGGAGCCCGCCGACAGGAGUUUGAGGAGGAGGAGGCGGAAAAGGCCUUGAACAAGGAGGUGGAGGAGCGAAGGGGUCCCGCGGAGGGUGACUUCCUGUGCCGCGGAUCCCAGGCCAUUCGCCCCAUCGAUAAGGAGGUGGUGCACCUGAGAAUGGAACAAGAACGACGGCAAAAGCUUGCAUACGACUUUGCCAAUCGCCGAUAUCCCUGGACCAUGCAGACUCCAAGCCACGAAUUGGGUUUCACCCUCACCGAGGAACUGCAGAAGUGCUUCAAGGGACCCAUGGAACUGGACAUACUAAACGCCAUUCACGACUUUGACUGCAAGCUAAUGAUUAUCGAUCUGGGUCCCGAGGUGGACAUUAGGGAUUGCCAGCGCUGGAUCAAGUUUCGUCCCUACAUCCAGUUGCUGGCCUUGGUUAGGACCCCUCGCAUGGAUCGAUCCCUGCAACUGCUCAAUGUCUUCCACACGCUCCUCGUGGAGGAGUCGGCUGAUAACUCCUGGGAUGAUGAGCUGCAAUGCUCUGUUCGCACUGGCUAUAGGUAUGCCCAGAAAAUUCAGCUUCUCAAAACCUGCGGUGAACCACUUGUCUUCGUCUUCAGCCGGUUUCGCGGCAUCUGCACCUGUGAUAACUUUAAAAUAAUCCGUAGGGCCUAGAAUGGGAACUCUUAAUUUAUUGGAUGCCACUUGCUACCAAAUUUACUUAAAAA
Messenger RNA from Drosophila subpulchrella, 1054 nucleotides. RefSeq lists its product as uncharacterized. The transcript has a single exon. NCBI's taxonomy places the organism in Eukaryota, Metazoa, Arthropoda, Insecta, Diptera, Drosophilidae. Bases 108 to 1001 code for a protein of 297 amino acids. The record is from RefSeq and is a predicted model, not a curated record.